GCAGCUGCUGGGCGUGGCCCUGACGGUUGCGAUCUCCGCACGAGUCUCGAACCCACAGCCUAGUGUGGGGGUGUACGGCUGAUGAUGGGCACGACGGAGACCAGCCGGGUGAAAGGAAGGUACCGCCCCUUCUGCUGCAGCGUGAAAGGCCACGUAAAGUUGCUGCGGCUGGGAGUAACUGUGACAUCGUUGGCUUUCUUUAUCUUCGCAAAGGCCCCUGAACCAUAUAUCGUGGUCACUGGAUUUGAAGUCACUGUUGUUUCCUUUUUCAUAAUUUUAUAUAUAUUCAGACUUGAUCGGUUGAUGAAUUGGUUAUUCUGGCCUUUGCUUGAUAUUAUCAACUCAUUGGUAACAACUUUGUUCAUGGUCAUCAUAUCUGUGUUGGCUCUGCUGCCAGAAACUACAACCUUGACCAUCCUUGGAGGAGUGUUUGGUCUUCUGACGGUGGUGUGCUGUCUGGCCGACAGUGCCCUCAUUUACCGGAAACUUCUAUUUAAUCCCGGUGGUCCUUAUCAGAAAAAGACAUGAACACUUGACCAAAACAACGCUUUGUGAUUUUUUUUAUAUUCCUUUUUAGUUGGUGCUAAGGAUUAAAUAUAAUUUCUUUAUUCUUCCCUA
Molecule: messenger RNA, 618 nt
Organism: Dipodomys ordii (Ord's kangaroo rat)
Lineage: Eukaryota; Metazoa; Chordata; Mammalia; Rodentia; Heteromyidae
Product: chemokine-like factor
Exons: 4
Coding region: 82-528 (148 amino acids)
Cellular component (GO): membrane
Source: RefSeq, a predicted model, not a curated record